AAACUUGUUUUCGCCAAACUGUGUGAGUCUCAUCGUGAAUUUUAUUUUGAUUGCAAAUUAAAGUAUCUACCAAUGCGAUAAUUACUACGAGGGUAUAAUAGUGAGCAUUUGCUUGUGUUAUUUAAUUUUUGAUGUCGUGUACAAGAACGUAGUCCAAGUGGAGCUGCUAAAGAGACUGCUUGCCAUGGCGGGCCCGUCCGACGGCGAGGCCGACGGUUGGGUCGAGUUCUGCGAGCGUCAGGCCCGGGCCGCCGCUCAGGACUUCGCCAAGGCAUGCAUACAGUACAUACAGACCAACACAAAUGACCCCGUCGUCCGCCCGCCCGCAACAAACAAGGAACUCAUGAAGAGGUUCUGUGAAUGUUUUUCCGAGCAUUUCGAGUUCGAAAUGGUCAAAUUGAAAGCUCUUCACAAGAUACCGAACGGAACGCACACAGGACACGAUGAGAGUGACUACUCGGAAGAAAUGGACUCGCCUAAAACGCAACACAAACCGUUUUUCAGAAGGUUAUCUUUUAAAGGUCUUAGAAGAGGCAAAGGACUCUUUCAUAAACAACACUCGGAUGAAGUGGAGUUAUCUUCUAAUCUAAAUAAACAUAACAAGACUAAAUUAGCUAAGAUAGUUGUAGAAUGUAGAAAAGAGGGUUUGGUUAAUUACCUGACCCCUGAGAGUUUAGAACAGCCCGGGAGUCCACAAAAAUGGGAGAAAUGUAGACUGGCACUAGUGAAAACAGUAGGAGGUUAUAUGCUUGAAUUCUAUUCACCACCUAAAUCUCAAAAACCUAGAAGUGGAGUGUUUUGCUUUUUAAUAUCGGAGGCGAGGGAAACAACAGCACUUGAAAUGCCUGAUCAUGAAAAUACAUUUGUGUUGAAGGCAGAUAAUAACAUGGAGUAUGUAAUAGAGGCAGAAGACAUAGAUGACAUGAAAUCGUGGCUGGCCACAAUAAAGUACUGUAUGCGAUCGCCCCCGACAACGCAGCCUCCUCCCGACGCGCUACCGGGCAUGCCCGAGCCGGCGCCGCCAGACCUGCCACCACGCCGUGACCUACCAGCGAGCACCAGCAACCUUGACUUAGCUACUGACACACCUGAAGAGGCUGAAUUAGGUUCUAUAGCGGAGGAGUCGUGCGAGUCGUCGCGCGUGUCGCUGUCGGAGUGGCCGUGGUUCCACGGCACGCUGGCGCGGGCGUCCGCGGCCGCCAGCGUGCUGGCCGGCGGCGCCGCCGCGCACGGCUGCUACCUCGUGCGGCAGAGCGAGACGCGCCGCGGCGAGUACGUCCUCACCUUCAACUUCCAGGGUCGCGCCAAACACCUCCGGAUGACGUUGAACGAGACCGGCCAGUGCCGGGUGCAGCACCUGUGGUUCCCGAACGUCCACGACAUGCUGGAGCACUUCCGCGCCAACCCUAUACCGCUGGAGUCGGGAGGCGCGGCCGACGUCACGCUCACCGAGUACGUGGUCUGUCAGGACGGGAAUAGACAACAACUGGGUGUCACGCACGGCAGUGACGUCAGAAUGCGCAGGGCCGAGUUAGAAGCGCUUCUUGUGGCUAGCGGUGCUCACCAUGACGUUCGCGCCGUAGACAACCAAUAUAGUUUCGUGUAACACACGUCAGUGUACAGUAGUAGGCAAUCGGACACUUUUAAUGUGCUAAACGUAUUCUGCUGCACGUCUAAUACGGCCUUUAAUGUAUAAUGGAUCGUUUUGAAAAGAGUUUAUCGUGAUUAAGAGACAUUUUUAAUGAAUUUAUAUAGACUAACCCCUUAUUCGUAAAAAAAGUAAAUAUUUAAUAAACCUAUUUUAAACUAUUUAAAUAUUUGUCUUUUGCUUUAAAUUUUCUAUUUGAAAAUGAUAAAGUAUUUUUAAAUAAUAGUUAAAUUAGGUUUUAGUUUUUAUGAAUAAGGAGGUUAAAGAUUAGGAGAGUGUAACUCUUCCUAUUAGAGAGGGGAGUUAUCCUUCUUGAAUACAGUUUAUCUAUGACAUGAAUUUUGUCAGGAUUGGGCCGGAUUUACACUAUACGUAAACCGCUGUUACAGUGAGGAUCCAACGUUAUAUUAAUAUAGGCGAUUGACUUUGUUUUUGGAUGUACAGAGUUCACGAAACUGAAAAAUUUAUUACAGGGUUAAGAAUUCUAUUGGAGUUGGUCUGUGAAUGUUUCUUUAACAGAUUGAAUAGAAAAUUCUCAAAAUAAUAAUCAUUGAUAUUAUAUGAAUGAUAAAACAUAAUUGAUGUUUAAAAAUGUAAAAUAUAUGUAUUGAAAAAGAAAAAAAAAUUAUCCACGUUUCUUUAAACGUGAAAAAAUCUAUUACAAAAUUGUACACAAGUUUAGCUAAUAAUUUUACGUGUCACCGUCUAAUCACAGUCUAAAGAACUUUCCUACCAGUCGUCCAACAGACCUGUCAUAUAAUCGUUUAGUACAUAGCGAAGGUCUUGGACAACUGGUUAUUCCUUACACUGUGUUAAUAUAUUUAUUUUUAGCUAAUAAGUAUAAAGCUAUACUUAAAGAACAUCUUAACUAGAUACUAAAACCCAUCGCUCAUCAAAGUGUUCAAAUUCCAUUUCCGAAGUUAAUUGUAAUUUGUAUGUAUGGGAAUGGUUUCCUAUGUAUAUAAUCUCAAUGUUUUAUACUAUCCUUGAUAUUCCCUAUAUACUUAAUGGUAUUAAGUAAUUGUAAGCUAGAGAUUAAGUCCUCUCAUUAGAUUCAAUAAUUUAUGCGAUCGAAACGAUCAAAUUAAACCCUAUGCCGUUGUUCUAAAGUUUAGUUUAAUAUAACUUUAAUUGAAUCUUUGCAUAUGACACCUCAUCUACCUAGGCAUUCCUGGUUUAAAAUAAAAAAAAUAAUGUUUCAGUACCUUCCUCUAAGGAGGAAUAUAAGUCUGUAAUAGUUGAGGGGGUUCACAACAUUGCAAGUAUAAUGCACACAACUCCAUCUAGUAUCAAAUAAAGCAACUAUACUAGGCAACUGGCAGACAUAUUUAAAUUCUUUUUUAAAAUUCGUAUAUAGAAUACAGGCCAAUACAAAUAUACAUACUCAUAAAUAGAAAUGUUUGUAUUGAUUGGAAUCGAACCCGCGAUCAAGUUUUCAAUAUGGAUAUCGCAAUGUUGAGAUUUCUCUUAGCAAUGUCAGCGUUACCUUUAAAAGAUGCGUAACUAGUUAGUAUGUUUGAUUAGAGAAAUUAAGUAGUGCAAUAAAAAAUGUGUAGGUAUUAUUGUUCGUUUUAGAGGCAUAGCCCAAAUUAAUGUAUGUACUUAUUAUUAAAUAAUUAAUAUUAUUUAUUAUAUUUAUAUUAAGUAAUAUAAAUUUAUGUGUUGUAAAUUAAUUCGUUCAAAAUGAUCAUUGUCGACGUUUCUCAAUACCAGUCAUAAAGGGACCGAUUCGGAUGCGACAUUCUCUAAACCUAUCACACUUAACCUAAUAAUUUAAUUUUAAAAUUUCGCGAAAUUGCUGUUUUGUAGACCUUCAUAAACUAAAUUUAUAAUAAUUUUGUCUUAAAUCAAUUAUAAAUUUUGUUCAUUUUUUUUAUUAUUUCAGUCAUUGACUGUUCACUGCUGGACAUAAACCUUUCCCAUAGGGAGUUUUGCCAGUAGUGACCACGCUUGGCAGGCGGGUUGAUUACUGCAGUUAGGCUUUUAGAGAUGUUUUAAGAGAGACGUUGCUGCCCAUCCCUCCACCAUAAGCUCCCUUAGUCAUCUCUUACGACACCCACGGGAAAGGAAGGGGUGGGCUAACUUAUGCCGGGACACGCAUGGCGUAAAUUUAGUUCACAUUGGUUCUUAAAGAUUUCGCUGUAAUAUUAAAUUAAAAUGUUAAUUUUAGAGACAGAUUUAGAGAAUUGGCAUCUCAGAAUUGACUUCAGUAUUCGAGAUUAUUGCGGUAGUUUUUACAUAGCAAAAUUUAGUUAUAUACGGUAUCAAAGGGGGUAGUUACAACUUCAAUAAAAGAAGGAGGUAGAAAAGGCAGAAACUGACAUUAAUUUAGGAAAAUGCGUAAAUUUAAAUGUAACACUGCUUAAAAUUUCAACUCUGACAGGCUGUAUAUUUAUUCUGACUUAAAUAUUACUUUAAAAUCUUUGGCUUAUUUUGGCUAUGUUGAAAGGGUAGAUACGCCAAAUUAAAACCUAGUGAUUUUAUGAAACUGAACAAGUUAGUAAACAAGGGUUUGAAAUAUGGAAAUAUUUUUUGAACCUUUCAUAUCAAAUCGAUUCUGAAACUACAUGAAUUAUAAGUAGAUAUAAAAACUCAGAAUCAUUUUCAUAGUUUUUAAAUCUUAAGAGAAGUUUUAUGAAUAUAAUUACUGGGUUUUUGGUUGGUAAUCUACCCAUAGGUCAUUCCAUAAGUAAAUCAAUUUAAUUAAUACAAACUGCCAUCGCAAAUAUAACUUUAUUGCCUAUAAUAAUAUAUACAUAUGAGUAAAUAUAUAUAUAUGCGUGUGUGUGUGUGUGUGUGUACUGAAACAUAGUUUCACGUUAUGAUAAUCUUGUAUUUAAUAUGCCACCAAACAUUGCCUGUAUAUGUCAUAUGUCUAGUCAUUAUUGUAACAUACGUAGGUAUUUAGGAUACAGGGGUUAGUAAAGUUAGCAAAAGAAAUCGACUUAUCAAUAAAAUGUUAAAUGAAAAUAGUCCUUGGACACGACUGCUUAGGACUCAGUAUGAUUUAUGUGUAAUAUAAAUAACCUCAGUUUAAAAGUGGAAAAUAACAUUAUAUUGCAAUGCAAUUUAAAAUUUAAGACGAAUUUAGCAAAUUCAAAAAACAGUAAAUACUGUCAAUAUUAUACAGAGACAGUCGUAAAAUGUAUAUCAAUACAUAAUUCAGUGAAUGUUCUGAAACUGAACAAUUUUCCUCAAGGAAUAUAGUCGAAUAUAUAAUAAUUAUGAAAUAAUUUUUAACUUUCCAUACAACUAAGGUCGCCUUGUUGAUUUAAUAUGAAAAUAUUUUGGUGUAAAUAUUCUUUCUUGAGGGCAGAAGUUGUUUAGUUUUAUAACUAUUUACGACUGGAUUACAGGUUGGCCGACUAACCCUGUAAUUGUAAUAUACCUUUAAGAAUAAAUGUAAUUAAUGUUGUUGGAAUUGAUAAAACAUAAAUAAUACAAUAAGGUUUGUUAAUUAAAUAGGAAAUUUUCAUUGGAAUUAUACACGCCAAAUAUUUGUACAACUUUUACUGUAAUAGGCAUUUUGUACGGAAAUUAUUAUGAAUCAAUACCUCUAUUUCAUUUCAAUUUAUUUUUGUACUCCGAUAAUAACUUCCUUGAUGAAUGUACAAUAUCAUUGUGGAUACAACCAUUGCAUUCCGGAUUGUAAAUCCAUGGCUUUACAAUCCGUACGAUUGGGCAUAGACAAACAAUAGUUGCAGAGAAUAAUUAUCUGAAGGUUAUGUACCUUCUGCGGACACGUUUUUAAGCACAGUGUACGAAUCUAUAAAAUAACCGUAAAAUCUGCCCCCUUAGACAAGGUACAAACGCAUCUAUUGAUAGAAUCGCUUCGGUCACAUGGGAAAUGGAAAGAACAAGAUAGUGCACGUCGCUAUCUUAUUCCAUCUCAAGGAACCGUUAGCGACUUUUCUACUUAGCAACGUUUCCAUUGAUAGAUUCGUCUGUUACUUGUCUAGAGGGCUUGCCCCCUAGACAAAUACAAACUAAUCCAUUGAUAGAAUUGUUAUCGCUAGCGAGUCCAUAAGAUAGGAUGAGACGGCAAUGUGCGCUGUCUUGUUCUUUCUGUGAGCGGUGACCGAAGCGAUUUUAUCGAUACAGUCGUUUAUACCUUGUCUAAAGAGGGCUGUAUACAUGAGUGGCGAUUGCUCAACAUCGUACUAUACCUAUAGGUGUGACAUUUUUUUUUUUACAAUAAUAUAUUUAAACGAGCUAAAAUAACUUGGGGUACGUAUUCGUAUACUAACAGAAAAUAUCUGUAUCUUUUUAAAGAGAAAUCGCUGUAUUAAUUUUAAUGAGUUUGCGGAGAUAACUUGAAGCUAUAAAAUAAGUGACGUCAUCAAUAUAUACAAUUGGAAUUAUCGGCAUUGUAAAAUAAAUGACCAAAGUUUGUCUGUACAUUAGAAUUACUUUAUAUUUGCCUGGUUAUAGUUUUAUUUAGCUCUAAACGAAGAAACUAUCAAUACAUUCAUAUUACGCUCAUUAAGAAGCUCAAUGUCGCUGUCUCAUUCUAUCUUGUGCAUGCGACAGCGAAAACGUAUAUGUCGAUAAAUAUAUUUGUUUAGACAGCUAAUUAUCAUAAUGUUUCUUUCUGUUAUCAAAUCGCAGUCAAUUUAUUCCGAUCUUAAUGAUUAUGCAAGUUCUAUUCACCUAAAAAACUAAAUACAUAUCACGUUACAACUAAUAGGGGCUAAGAAAUAAAAAAAUCGGACAAGUGAGAGUUAAACUCGCGUAGAAAGGGUUCCGUACGUUGAUUAUCUAUGCCCCAUUAAGUUGUUUUAAAUCUAACCUAAUUUUGUUGAUAGCAACUUAAAAAAAAAGUAUGUACGCAAUUGUAAUAUUAUAUUUGCAAAUGAAAUUCAUACACACAAAUAUUAAGAUUUCCUAUGUUACCUACUUUAUAUACCAUAGACUGUAAUCUAAAGGUCAAUUUGAUGAUUUUUUUUUUUUAAUUAUACCCAGUAGUUCCAGAAAGAAAGGACGAUGGUAAAUUUUCGCCUAUUUUCUUAAAUAAAAACUAUCUAAAUUUUUUUAAAUGUAUGAGAUUCUCACAAUAAUCUCAUUCAUAUAAUGUUGAAAUUUUUUUAUUUUAUAAUUUCCGCCAUGAUUGGCGACAAUGUCCGUCUUCGGGUCACCGAUAUAUAUGUACCAAGUCUCAACUCGAAUGGACCAGUAGUUUCAAAACAAAUCGGUUGUAACAUACGAACGGACAGAUAGACACGCGAGUGAUCCUAAGAUCCUAGGGUUUUCCUUUUGAGACGAGAAACCAAAAAAAAAAAACUCACAUGGACAAAGUCAGGAGGCAAAAGCUGUUGUAAUAUUUUUUUAUUUAAUUGACUUGAGCUUUUUUUGUAAUUACAAAAUUAAAUGAGCAUCGCGUAUUAAAACAUUCCUUAAAUAAGUUGAAUGUAAUUUUUGAAAAUGAAAUAAAACAUCUAUUUUGUAUCAA
Molecule: messenger RNA, 7097 nt
Organism: Galleria mellonella (greater wax moth)
Lineage: Eukaryota; Metazoa; Arthropoda; Insecta; Lepidoptera; Pyralidae
Gene: Lnk
Product: SH2B adapter protein 1
Exons: 5
Coding region: 185-1606 (473 amino acids)
Biological process (GO): intracellular signal transduction
Cellular component (GO): plasma membrane
Molecular function (GO): transmembrane receptor protein tyrosine kinase adaptor activity
Source: RefSeq, a predicted model, not a curated record